AUGGAGGUGGAAAAGGGCGGACAAAAAGUCAAUGACGAUCAUCCCGGUCCGGGUGGUGCUGCGCUCAUCCCGCACUCGACAGACAUUUACGCCAAGGUGCAAGAGAAGCCGCCGUCGGAGAGUGAUGCUGCUACAGGCACGACGAGGGAAGGCUUUGAGGGCUGGCCCAUUGAGGACCUCUCCAAUCUGAUCACAAACUUGACGCUCAUGGGCGACGUGGCGGCGGAGCGGAAAAAGUACGCAGAGCGUCAGAUCGCUGCGCUUGAGGCUGUCGAGGCGGCUAUGGCCGAGUCGAAUGGAACCGGCGAAAUGUAUGUGGCGGCACAUGCGGCGCGGGUUGCUAACGGGUAUGGGGUCAAGUCUGCGGCGCAGCAUCUGGAGAAGCUCAAGCUGCAAAUCGACGGCGUAACCUCGUCGCGCAAGUCGGUCCGCACCAAGCGGGUUUCGCAGGCGGCACAGCUCGAGCCGAUGAAGCGCUCGCUGUAUGAUGAAGACGACCCAGCGCUGGCUUAUCUCCAGAACUCGCGGCCAGGAACCGGCGGCAAGGCGCCAGCAAACGCCGACGCGGCGGCGGCGUCGAGCGAGAAUCGUCCAACAGCGCCAGUCGACAAGGGGCUCAAGAUCAAGCUCCGGGUCCCGCGCGAGAGCGGCGGCAAGGGCGGCAAAGGCAGCAAGAGUGGCAAGGGCGGGAAGGGCGGGAAGGGCAAAGGCAUCAAGAGCGGGCAUGGGAGUGAGGCUGGCUCCAAGUCGCGAUCCAAGUCGAGCAAGUCGCGGCGUUCGCAGUCGAAGCAGGCGCCUCUGUCGUGGCCCCGGCUGGACCGUCUAGUGGAGCGGUUCCAGAACGGGCAGUACCUGACGUCUGAAGAGCUGCUCGCGGCCGACUACACCGAGCGCGGCGAGUACGCGUUCUGGCACUCGGUCGAGCCGUACUUUCGUGACGUGACCGAUGCGGACAUCGAGCUUCUUGCAGAGCACGGCAUCCACCCGAACGACUCGGCGUUUAUUGUGCCGCGGCUCGGGCGGUUCUACCGCGACGUGUGGUACGAACAGGACAUCGAAGAGCACGAGGGCGUGUCCAAGUCGAAGCGGUCGCGGACGUCGCGGUCGAACACCAACCGCGACUUGUCGUACAUCAACACUGGCGAGCCGUCGCUUGCAACGCGGGUCCCGCCGCAGCCAAUCUCGCAGCUCGCCGACGAGGCGCUCGAGUUUGGACUCGGGCUGGUGACGUCGCAGCUUGCCGGUGCCUUUGUCGAGGGCACCGAGGUUGAGGCGCUCCCGUGCCGUGGGGCGGCGGCCAAGGCGGCAUUCCCCAAGGGCCCGGCGUUUGGCUCCGGCGCGGGCGUGGCGGCACCGACUGCCAUUGCGGUCCACCCGCCUGGUGCCGGGGCGCGCGGGCGCGGAGCGAGCGGCCUACCGUCGCCGCGGGCGUCGCAGCUCGAGUCGAUGGACAUCGAGAGCGAUACUGCAGCGUCGCGACCGGGCUAUGUCCACUCGCGGUCCGAGGCCGAGGCGCUGGAGGAUCGGAUCACCAUGGAGCUGCUCUCGGUGGGGAUCAUCGACCAGGAGCCGGAGGCCGACCUUCCCGAAGACGACGAGGUGUGUGUCGAGCUCCGAGCCAUGCAGCACCAGCUCUCGAUGUGUAUCCAGGAGACGAACGCCAAGAAGCGGCACCUGUACAAGCGGAUGCGGCUCCUCUCGCAGGAGCAGCGGCGAAUCCGGAUCCAGCGGCAUGCGGCCAAGUUGGUCGAGGUGGCGUGCGAGCAGUUUUUGGCCAUGCCGGCCGCCGACCGCCCGCGGGCGCACAACUACCUCCAGGUUGUACUCGACACUUGGCGCAAGGCACACUCUGCCGUGUCACAGCGCAACGCGCCGCCACCAUCGCCGUUUGCACAGGCGUCGGGCACUAGCAGCGGGCGGGCAUGGGGUACGGUCACGGCGCGCGAGCUCAAUGCUCGCGCCAUGCCGACGCAGGCCUCAGGCGGGCCGACUGGUAUCCACGCGCCGCCGUCUCAUCCGGCGGCGGCGGCAACCCCAACAUCCGCAGCCGCGCACUCCAACUCGCAAGCCCGGUCCGAUCGGCGCCACGCCGCGUAUGCGGCGGCGGUGGCCGCUGCCGCCGCGCGGCGAGUCACGUAA
Molecule: messenger RNA, 2139 nt
Organism: Thecamonas trahens ATCC 50062
Lineage: Eukaryota; Apusomonadida; Apusomonadidae
Exons: 2
Coding region: 1-2139 (712 amino acids)
Biological process (GO): regulation of transcription by RNA polymerase II
Cellular component (GO): SAGA complex
Molecular function (GO): transcription coactivator activity
Source: RefSeq, a predicted model, not a curated record